GAUGGAUCUAUGGAAAAAAAAAGAACCAGAUUAGCAUUUGAAAAAGUAGAAGCAUUAGCAAAAAUUCAUCAAUAUUAUACAACACAUACCAAAAAAGAAAUUUCUUAUAUUAAUCGUGAGCUUACUUUAGAGGAUGUGUUAGUUGUAGCAAAUGAAACUGGGGACUUUGACUUAAGUCAUGAAGUUUUUAAAGAAAAUGGUCAAAGUGAUAAUACUGAAUCAAAUUUUGAAAAUGUAGUUGAAGAACAGCCAAAUUAUGAUUAUGAUGUAGAUAGCUUG
Racocetra persica is the source of this 279-nucleotide messenger RNA. Lineage: Eukaryota; Fungi; Glomeromycota; Glomeromycetes; Diversisporales; Gigasporaceae. The record is from the annotation of a GenBank genome assembly.